GUGAACGCUGUCAGGCUAAUAAACUUACAGACAAUACAUGAGUUUUUGUUUAUUACCGUGUACAAAUUUUUUUUCACUUACAAAGAAUACUUCAUUAUAUCUGGUAAUUUUAAUAUUUUUGAGGUGUAAAAGAUGAUAUUCGCUCCUAAAGCUCAUUCCAUUUAAUUCCCUUCGGAAUGUUACGAUUUUAUUAUGUUGGUUCCUCAUUGAAAAGCUAGCUGCGCAAUUUUUCACACUGUAGAGAAGAGUGGAAGGAUUCUCGCAAUGCGCGGGAUAAUGAUUGUUUAUGUUUAAAGGGUUUUUGAAAUUUUAUUACCAUAUAAACAUCGUGUGAUCAAACGAAAUAAUAUUUUAAUACUAAUGGAACUAAGUAAUUCUACGAACGAUAUGAAUCGUAUUGAACUGCCGAAGUUGAAGAAAGCUUUCGUGUCUUUACAGAAACUGGAUAUGUUAACUCAGAUGCCAGUUUCUGAAGAUGGAAGUGAAAAUAGUAAGGUGCAUACUGAUGCUUUAGAAGAGAGUGAAGAUCCAAGCAGUGAAAGUGUAUCAAUGGGAAGUGCUGAAUCAAAUGUAGUAUGUACAGAUGACGAUGAUCUUGAAAAAAAAAUUCAAGCAUUUUCAAUUCCCGUCAAAAAAGAUGCUGAAAAAUCAUCUUCCAAAUCUGACAUUGAAAGUGUUAAAAUUCACAGUGAAAAGGGUGCUGUUAUUGAGAAAGGAAGAGAGGGUAUAAAAUCAGGAAAAAAGCAGAUAUCUAAACCUGAUAAUAAAACAAAACAGAAAUCUGUAUUGAAAAUGGACACAAGAACACCUCCAAAUGCAGCUACUUCAAAUUCUAUCAUCGUAAGCAGAGGAAUAAGAAAAAAGAAGGAGGGUAUGGUAAAACAGAAAGUUAAGACUGAUAAUGAGAAAAAGCCACAAACAGCAGUGCCAUUGUCAGUCAAAGGACAAGAACUCAAUGCUGAUUCUGCCAAAGCCUCUGAAGUAAAUACUCUUAUUAAUAAAUCUUCAUUAGAUCACAGCUUAAGGAAUGGAAGAGGUGACAAACAAAGUGAAAAAAAUAACGAGAGGAAGGACAAGAAAGAAGAGUCAGAAGAUGUGGUAGAAAGUGCAUCAGGAUCUGAAGUUUCACGAAAAAGGAAAGCCAUUAAAGAUGAAAAUUCCCAAAUUCGAGCUAAAAAGGUACUUAUAGAGAGAAAAAAUUCUAAAUUGCCAAAUGAACCAACUUUUUCUGAACAAAAUAAGGAGAAAACAAAGAGAAUUAUAGAUGUAAAAUUGAGGUCUGAUUCUAUAAAGAAAAAAAAGAUAAUUCCUUCCAAAGACCCACCGAAGUUAAGUGACCGUAAUCCUUUACAUAUGAAGAGAAGUGCUCGGAUGUCAGGUUCAGAUAAUAGGGCAAAAUAUAUUGAAAAGGACUUGGAAAAGAAAACACUUAGAAGCAAAACUCAGAGCAAGACCAUUGAAGUUGUCUCCAAGAAACUACAAAAAUCGAAAAUUGAGGUAAAGAAGAGACAUUCAAGCAGUAGGGAAAGGAGUGGCAUCACAUCAAAAUUGAAAACUAAAGAUGGAAAAGCAGUUGAAAAUAAAAUAAAGGAGAAAGCCUCAGAAAAAAGCAUUGAUAUUGGAGUGGGAAAGACGGAUCACUCAGUGCCAAAGGAAGCUACCAAAGAUCUUGAAAAGUUAAGUAGUAUAAGGAAAGAUUCAAAGCGGAUUAAUAGAGGCCUAGAAAAAGAAAACUCUAAUUCCAAAACAAUUUCAGAAACGAAGUCAGAUGAUUUGGGGAAAAAAAUACAAAAAAGUUCUGAAGUAUUUGAUGAUGGUGAAGAGUUACUUGAAAAAAUUUGUGAUCUUUUAGAAGAAGCAAGUGGAGUUCCUGAAUCAGAGAGUGAGGAAAACAGAAUUGGGACACAAAAACUUUACUUAAGGCAUCAAGGGACAAUUUUUCAUUCUAAUGAAGGAAGACUAUUGAUCCCUGACGCAUAUUUUUUCAAGCCAAGAAUAGUCCACAAAAAUUCAAGAUUCCCUUCUCAAGGCAAAGGAACAGUUUCGUAUAAAAAGCUGUGGAAGUGGUCACAUUACGUGAAAAUGCCCUCAGAUAUGUGGUCUCUUCAUAAGCAUCCUGAUGGAAGUUUUGUAAUUGUGUUUCAUAUUUCAGAACUCUCUCCUUUCCCAAAAUUGAUGAUUGAUAAAUGUAUAAUAUUUAAGGAAACUGCAGCUCCACAUGUUAAAAUUUUUGGGAAGGAAGUUCUUGCUUUGAGUUCUGAUAAAGAAUUAAAGACUUUGGGAAAUGUGUGUUCAUUCUUGAAACAAAUUCAUGACAUUUCAUUAUGUGAGGGAAUGCUGUCUCCUUUGAGAGGGGGAAGCAACAAUAAUUGUGAAUUGUACACUAAUGCGAAGGUAUCCUUGCCGUACAAAUGUAAAUCUUGCCUGUAGUUAUUGUGUGUUGGAUUCUGCUAAACCCAUUGUUUAUAGUGGCAGAUGUGUGUGUUUGUUUUAAAAAUUACAAUUGCUUGCUUUUCUUUAAAUUUGUUUCAAUUAUUUUAAAUGUAUGUCAUUUCGUUUACAUUUUCAUGAUGUAUGAAAAUAAUAUAAAGUUAAUAUUUUGUACAGUUAAAAGUAUAACACUGAAAAAUCUUUAUAAAUGAUGUCUUAAUGUUGAAUAAUAGGUAGUGCUCUAUUUAUAUUUCAAUUCCAAAGUAUCGAAGAAGAUAUAAAUUUGUAAAUAAAGAACUGC
Molecule: messenger RNA, 2731 nt
Organism: Gryllus bimaculatus (two-spotted cricket)
Lineage: Eukaryota; Metazoa; Arthropoda; Insecta; Orthoptera; Gryllidae
Source: the annotation of a GenBank genome assembly